AUGGACGAGACCCUUGCUGCUCACGUGCGGACCCUGCAGCGUGGCGAUGAUGUGCGCGCGGUCCGCGCCGCGCAAGCGCUUUCUGAUCUAUCCUGCGCGAGCGACGAUAACGAUGCCUUGAUCGUGGCGGCCGGCGCGAUCCCGCCGCUCGUCGCCCUCCUGCGCAACUGGAACAACGAAGUCAAGAAGUGGGCCACGCGCGCGCUGGUGAACCUCACCUCGGGCAACGGCUACCAUGUCGCGGCUCAGCCGAUCGUGGAUGCCGGGGGCAUCGCGCCGCUCGUCGAGCUGCUGCGGGACGGCAGCGACGGCGCCAAGGAGCAGGCCGCGCGCGCGCUGGCGAACCUCGCGGACAAUGGCGGCGACGCGGCUCAGUCGAUCGUGGAUGCCGGGGGCAUCGCGCCGCUCGUCGAGCUGCUGCGGGACGGCAGCGACGGCGGCAAGGAGCAGGCCGCGCGCGCGCUGGCGAACCUCGCGUGGAACGGCGACGACAUCGCGCCUCAGUCGAUCGUGGAUGCCGGGGGCAUCGCGCCGCUCGUCGAGCUGCUGCGGGACGGUAGCGACGACGGCAAGAAGCGGGCCGCGCGCGCGCUGAGGAAUCUGUCGUCCGCCGACGACGCUUACGAUGCCAUGAUCGCAGAGGCCGGCGCCAUCGAACCACUCGUCGAGCUCGAGCGCAACGGCAGCGACGAUGCCAAGGAGUACGCCACGGACGCGCUGGACAACCUCGCCCACAACGACGACCUCGUGCGCCCCAUCUCGGCGGCGCGGCGCCGCGUCGCGCCCGCCGUCGAGCCGACCACCGCCGCGAUGGCGAACCUCGCGGCGUGCAUCGUCUGCCAGGACGCCGCGCGGUCCGUCGCCUUCCUCCCCUGCGAGCACGCGUGCUUCUGCACGUCCUGCGCCGCGUCCCACCGGGCGACGUCCGCCCGGUGCCCCAUCUGCCGGACGGCCAUCACCGGCUCCGCCGCCUUCCGCCUCGCCUAA
Molecule: messenger RNA, 987 nt
Organism: Aureococcus anophagefferens
Lineage: Eukaryota; Pelagophyceae; Pelagomonadales; Pelagomonadaceae
Exons: 1
Coding region: 1-987 (328 amino acids)
Molecular function (GO): protein binding
Source: RefSeq, a predicted model, not a curated record